This is a messenger RNA of Pomacea canaliculata, 1169 nucleotides long. Its product is annotated as PIH1 domain-containing protein 2-like. Gene Ontology annotation, biological process: rRNA processing; box C/D snoRNP assembly. The coding region runs from base 71 to 1108 and encodes 345 amino acids. Gene Ontology annotation, cellular component: R2TP complex; cytoplasm; ribonucleoprotein complex. The record is from RefSeq and is a predicted model, not a curated record. Lineage: Eukaryota; Metazoa; Mollusca; Gastropoda; Architaenioglossa; Ampullariidae. The transcript is spliced from 5 exons.
CGUAGUACGCAUACCAAGGACGCAUUCAUGCACUGACUGCCUGAUCUAACGAUAAAAAGUACAUUGCCUAAUGGAGGCUGUCACAGCACUAAAAAACAUGGGUUUACUACCAGAGCUUGGCAGUGAUGAGGAAGGAAACAAUAAGUUGUUACAGCAGGCCCAGCAGGUGUGGAACAUGCUGGAUGACCUGGCAGACAAUGACCCCCAAGGAUACCAACGUUUUAUCCAGAAACAGACAGCAGACUACAAAGAGAUGACUGCACCACCUCAGCCAUAUAUGUGUGUCAAGACUCAUUUCCAGGCAGGGGAGGCUUUGUACGUCAACAUCAUGUCCUGGGCCAGAAUUCCAGCACCAAAGUCACAACAUGACAACAUUCCACUCUUUGCAGCUCCAGUAAUGGAUGACAAGAAAGGAGAAAGAAAAGAAAUAUCCACAGUUUCCAUAACAACAAACCCGCAAGUGCUGAAAGACUGUGCCAAGGAUAGAUCCCAGAUGACCAUGUUUAUUCACUUGGUGCUUGAGUAUCUCGAACAUCUGUGUCAUCAACCAGUGACUCAACACUUUGAGGUUCUGCCUGAUGACUCAUCUUUCAAAGGGGAUCUACAGGCAGUUCAGAAUGGUUUUCUUCAAGCGCUGCACAAGUCUCUUGAGAAGAGAGACAAUCAUAGUAAAAUGGAUGACGGCAAGGGGAAAGAGAGUGAAGACUCUGUUCUAACACAGCUGUCAAAGAUCACUGUAUGUGCAGAUGGUGCCAGCAAUGGGCAAAAGUUGACACCCACAGGCCUCAACACUAAUACAAAUAAGAAAGUACUCAUUGAGGAGAUAGAAGUUACUAAGAAUCUAAUCACUCCCAAGUAUGACCUGCAUAUUUCCCAAGCAUCAAAUACCUUAGUCUUGACGGUUCAUCUGCCGCAUGUGACAUCAGUGUCGCAGUGUCAACUGGAUGUUUCUCAGGAUGAUGUGAAGCUGCAAGUUUCAGACAAAAACUACCUGACUGUUACCUUUCCUGUUGUUGUUGAUGACACUAAAGCGUUAGCUCGCUUCAACAAGAAGUUAUCAACGCUGACCCUGCAUGUGCCAGUUGUAGCAGAAAAAAAUAUCCCCUGACCACAUAUUAUUGUUGUGCCAAAAACUUUAUGCAUGAACCCAAUAUAUAAGUUACAGCAUA